Messenger RNA from Lactuca saligna, 2114 nucleotides. The record is from the annotation of a GenBank genome assembly. NCBI's taxonomy places the organism in Eukaryota, Viridiplantae, Streptophyta, Magnoliopsida, Asterales, Asteraceae.
AAAAUAGUUUCCUGUUUAUUAUUAUAACAUGCAUAAAUUGUUAUCAUCCUUUUUAUAAUUACAAAAAUAAUAAACACAUGUCAUCAUCGAUGAAUCCACGCCCACUACGAAUGAUAUGCAGAUUUUUCUUAUUAUUGGCCUGAGUUUUGAAUUGAAGUAAAGUUGACAGCGUCAGCAUGCAAAGAAUCAUCCCCAAAUCGAUUUUCUUUCUGUGUUUCAAUUUGUUAACACUAAUUUCCCCAUGUCAAUCUCGAUUCCUGCUUCCUCGCUGUGAUGACAGCAAUGGCAAUUACACAUCAAACAGUACAUACCAAACAAAUCUCGAUUCCGUCCUCUCAUCCCUCGUCCCCGCCGCCGCUACCACCACCUACGGUUUCUUCAACCGAUCCGCCGGUCAACCACCAGACACAGUCAACGCAAUCGCCUUGUGCAGAGGCGAUGCUGACCUAGAUACCUGUCGCAGUUGCAUAAAUGAUGCAAAUGUAAGUGCGAGAGAUCUUUGCCCUAACCGGAAAGGAGCAACGGUUUGGUACGACGAUUGUAUGUUGAGGUAUUCCGGUGACACGAUUUUGCAAAAUCUGGAUAGUACUAAUGGCGGAUUUAUUUGGACUCCUGACAAUAUUCCGAAUUCUAAUGAGUUGUAUCAGGCGAUUAGACCCUUGAUGGAUAGGCUUAAAUCCGAAGCUGCCGGAGGAGAUUCAGUUCGGAAAUUCUCCUCCGGUAGUACCUUCGGGCCGGGAUUUACCACCAUCUAUGGGCUUAUGCAGUGUACACCUGAUUUACCAGAGGAUCAAUGCUAUAGUUGCUUAGAAACCGCGACCAACACGAUUCCUAAUUGUUGUAAUGCCAGUUUAAAUGUUCGAAUUCUUUAUCCUAGUUGCAACCUUCGGUACGCGAAUUCGCGUUUCUUUAACUCCACCGUGGUUUUUCCACCACCGCCGGUAGAAGCUCAGCCGCGGUCACCGCCACCAUCGUCACCACCACCACCACCUCCAAGCAAGAGUAGUAAGACGACUGUUAUUGUUAUUGCCAUCGUUGCAACCGUUAGUUCUGUGAUAUUGGUCUCCGUUUUCGUUUGCAUAUUCAUACGAAGAAAAAGGAAGCCGGAAGGACAGCUAUCGGAGAAUUCAGUUCAUGAGCAUGGAGGUAUCGACGAAAUUACCACAGCCAAAUCAUUGAUAUAUAGCUUUGGUGUGGUUAGAGCAGCAACAAAUAACUUCUCACAUGACAAUAAGCUUGGACAUGGUGGAUUUGGAGUGGUUUACAAGGGUAAGUUACCAAAUGGAAAAGAAAUAGCAGUGAAGAGGCUAUCUAGUGAUUCGGGCCAAGGUGAAGAAGAAUUCAUGAACGAGGUUUUAUUACUUGCAAAGCUCCAACACCGAAAUCUGGUUCAGCUUCUAGGGUUUAGCCUAGAAGGUUCCGAACGACUUUUAAUGUAUGAAUUCGUACAAAAUGCAAGUCUAGACAAAUUCAUAUUUGAUUCAACUAAACGUGUGACUCUUGAUUGGGAGGGACGAUACAAAAUAAUAGGAGGUAUUGCAAAGGGACUUUUGUAUUUACAUGAAGAUUCGCGAUUAAAGAUAAUUCAUAGAGAUCUGAAAGCUAGUAAUGUUUUGUUGGAUGCACAAAUGAUUCCCAAAAUUGCGGAUUUUGGUAUGGCGAGGUUGUUCACACCUGAAGAAACACAAGCCAACACAUGUCGAAUUGUUGGAACCUAUGGAUACAUGGCACCUGAAUAUGCAUUACAUGGUCAAUUUUCGGUUAAAUCGGAUGUUUUUAGCUUUGGUGUACUGUUACUCGAGAUUGUAACGGGUCAUAAGAACCAUAGUUUCCAAAACGGAGUGGUGAUAGAAGAUCUUCUUAGCCAUACAUGGAAAAGUUGGAGAGAUGGAAAUGCUUCGAAUUUGAUUGAUCCAACAUUGAGAGAUGUUUCUGAUUCUAUACGUGACAUGAUUAGAUGCAUUCAUAUCGGGCUAUUAUGCGUUCAAGAAAAUGCUUGUGAUAGGCCAACAAUGGGUUCUGUGGUUCUCAUGCUUAGUAGCUCUUCUCUAUCUCUUCCAGUUCCUUCAGAGCCUGCCUUUUUCGUGAAUACCAUUGCUAAUCUCCAAAAUUAA